Camelus dromedarius (Arabian camel) is the source of this 3657-nucleotide messenger RNA. It is a transcript of the gene SLC5A11, whose product is annotated as solute carrier family 5 member 11. Gene Ontology annotation, cellular component: plasma membrane. The record is from RefSeq and is a predicted model, not a curated record. Bases 1534 to 3558 code for a protein of 674 amino acids. NCBI's taxonomy places the organism in Eukaryota, Metazoa, Chordata, Mammalia, Artiodactyla, Camelidae. Gene Ontology annotation, molecular function: D-glucose:sodium symporter activity. Gene Ontology annotation, biological process: transmembrane transport. The transcript is spliced from 23 exons.
ACGUGUCUUUGCGGCACCGCCGGAGAUUAAGAACGUGUUCUGUGUGUGUUUCCUGUGAUGAGAGACAGGACGCCGUGUGUCCUUCCCGAGCAGGACAGCAGGGUCCUUAUUGCAAAGCUUACCCGGUGCUCAUCCCAGGAGAAAGCUGGUUAUUGACACCUGCUUCUGCAUUCAGCCUGUCGGGAUGCCUCAUGCCCUGUAGCUUUCCAGAGAUGCCACUGGACAUUCAUGAAAUAAUGAGAGAAGAAAGAAAAAUAACACCUUAGUAUUACGAAGAAUGUCAUAUGGAUUAAUCUCCAGUCUUUCUGAUCAAAUGGCUCGGUCCCGUUAUUAUGACAUCUCCUUUUUCGGAGGAGAAAGUCUGGAUUCAGGCAGAUUUCCACGAGGUCACGCAGGUAGGAGCAGAGGAGCCAGGAGGAGGGCAGGGAUGUGCCCCCAUCGGUGGCCUCUUCACCAGAACACUGUCCUGCUGCCCGUGGGGAUGAAAGGCCACCCAGGCAUCAUUUGCAUAAAAAGCAACACACAAAUCUCAUCCAGUCCAACGGGUCUGAACAAUGGUUUCUGGGAUUCACUCAUGGCGUUACGUGUCAGGAGUUAGUCCUACUGGAAACAACUGUGGUUUUCCAUGAAGUAUGCCGGUGGUGCGGAUUGUCCGCUGAUCUGCCGACGGACAUCGGGCUAUUUCCGCUUUGGGACGAUGCACCAAGAGAGGGUUAAAAAAAAGCACCUGGCAAUCAGAGAGACUGUUGGAGGUGACACACCAGUGGCCCGUGGGCCACAAUCACCCCCUUAUUGAUUUAUAGUCCUGAAGCUAAAAUUAUGGACUUCCCAUCUUUCUAGAACAAUUGGAAGGUCUGACCCCACUGGGCCUGUGUUUCCCCAGUUGGAGCCACCUUGACCCUGGAACAUAACCGUGGUUCCCCAGACAUGACCCCAAGAAGUCAGGGCUGGACCUCAGUAAAAUGGAGAUACUAACAGGAUCUGUCCUAGAGGCGUGUUGGAAACACCAAGCGAGCAGAGACACAGAAGCUUUUCGACCAGAGCGCCAUGCUUCCUGACCUGCUCUGCGCCAGGGGCUGCCCCCGCCCAGGGCCCAGGCAGGCCAAGGGCAGGGGAGAGGUGGGCCGGAGGUCAGGACUGUGGUGGGGGGCGGGGUGGCCACGACCCUGCCCCAGGCAGCGGCUGCCCUGUGGCCAUGUGGGCCUGGUUUGGCCAGGCCCUCAGAUGGUUCUAGUAAAGUGGGAAAUCCAGAGUGUUAUUCAAAAUCUCUCGUUUUGCAAAUGCUAGUAACUCUUUUUUUUUUUUUAAUUUUGAAUGCUCUGAGUAUCCAGUAAAAGCCUUCCACUGUCCCCCACUGCCUGUCCUCGUGUUGUGGGCUGGACUUCGGUCACUCCUGACAACUCCUCUGGGCUGCAGGCGCCUGUCUUUGUCCUGCCUUGGUCUGGAGAGUGCACAGGAAAGGAGCCGAACAAAGGACCCAGGCCAGGUGGACUCUGUCCCCAGAGGAAGGGUUGAGAGAGUUCGUUCAGGACCAUGGAGAGCAGCUCCAGCAGCCCUCUGCCCACGCAGUCAGAUCCCCUGGAAGCCUUUCCCCAGAGGACACUGGAACCAGGUGACAUCGCAGUGCUGGUUCUGUACUUCCUCUUUGUCCUUGCCGUUGGACUAUGGUCCACAGUGAAGACCAAAAGAGACACAGUGAAAGGCUACUUUCUCGCCGGAGGGGACAUGUUGUGGUGGCCAGUGGGGGCAUCCUUGUUUGCCAGCAACGUUGGGAGUGGACACUUCGUUGGCUUGGCAGGAUCAGGGGCCGCCGCGGGCCUUUCCGUAGCUGCUUAUGAAUUUAAUGGCUUGUUUUCCGUGCUGAUGCUGGCCUGGAUCUUCCUCCCGAUCUACAUCGCUGGUCAGGUCACCACGAUGCCAGAAUACCUGAGGAAGCGCUUUGGCGGCAGCAGGAUCGCCGUCACCCUAGCUGUGCUCUACCUGUUUAUCUACAUCUUCACCAAGAUCUCGGUGGACAUGUACGCAGGCGCCAUCUUUAUUCAGCAGUCUUUGCAGCUGAAUCUGUACCUGGCCAUAGUCGGGCUGCUGGCCAUCACGGCGCUAUACACCGUUGCAGGUGGCCUGGCGGCUGUGAUCUACACGGAUGCUCUGCAGACGCUGAUCAUGCUUAUAGGAGCACUCAUCCUGAUGGGCUACAGCUUUGCUGCAGUCGGCGGGAUGGAAGGCCUGAAGGAGAAAUACUUUUUGGCCCUGGCUAGCAACCGGACAGGGAACAACAGCUGCGGACUGCCCCGGGAAGAUGCCUUCCAUAUUUUCCGAGACCCACUGACAUCUGAUCUCCCAUGGCCUGGAAUCCUGUUUGGAAUGUCCAUCCCGUCCCUCUGGUACUGGUGCACGGAUCAGGUGAUUGUUCAGCGGACUCUGGCUGCCAAGAACCUCUCUCAUGCCAAAGGAGGCUCUCUGAUGGCUGCAUACCUGAAGGUGCUGCCUCUUUUCAUUAUGGUGUUCCCUGGUAUGGUCAGCCGCAUCCUCUUUCCAGACCAAGUGGCUUGUGCAGACCCAGAAAUCUGCCAGAAGGUCUGUAGCAACCCCGCCGGCUGCUCUGACAUCGCAUAUCCCAAACUUGUGCUGGAACUCCUGCCUGUGGGGCUCCGUGGGCUCAUGAUGGCUGUGAUGGUGGCGGCGCUCAUGUCCUCCCUCACCUCCAUCUUUAACAGUGCCAGCACCAUCUUCACCAUGGACCUCUGGAACCACCUCCGGCCUCGGGCAUCUGAGAAGGAGCUCAUGAUUGUGGGCAGGGUGUUUGUGUUGCUUCUGGUGUUGGUCUCCAUCCUCUGGAUCCCUGUGGUCCAGGCCAGCCAGGGCGGCCAACUCUUCAUUUACAUCCAGGCCAUCAGCUCCUACCUGCAGCCGCCUGUGGCCGUGAUCUUCAUCAUGGGAUGUUUCUGGAAGCGGACCAAUGAAAAGGGUGCCUUCUCAGGUCUCAUCUUGGGCCUUCUCCUAGGCUUGGUUCGGCUGGUCCUGGACUUCAUUUACGAGCAGCCUCGGUGUGACCAGCCAGAUAAUCGCCCAGCUGUGGUGAAGAAUGUCCACUACCUCUACUUCUCCAUGAUUCUGUCUGGGGUCACCCUGAUCACCGUGUCCACCGUGAGCUGGUUCACACAGCCGCCCUCCAAGGAGAUGGUCAGUCGCCUGACCUGGUUUACUCGCCAUGACCCCCUGGUCCAGAAGGAACAGGUGCCACCAACAACUCCGCUGCCUCCCACCCUCUCCCAGAACGGGACGUCAGAGGCCGGCAGCACCAACAUCCAGUUCGAGAUGGUUCAAGAAAGCACGUCUAAACCCCACAGCAGCGACAUGACCGAAAAGCGGUCCAAAGUGGUGAAAGCCAUCCUGUGGCUCUGUGGAGUGGACAGCAAGGGCAAGGAGGGGCCCCCGGGCAGGGCGGACCCUGUCAUAGUGUCCUUGGAAGAAACCCCGUUGGUGAAAACCCUUCUGGACGUCAACCUCAUCGUCUGCGUCAGCUGUGCCGUCUUCCUCUGGGGCUACUUUGCUUAACGUGGGGUGGGCCCGGGGGUCCACGAUCUCAGUUUGUUUUCAGUGCCCUGAUUUUUUUAAUGAUGGGAAAAAAAAUAAUAAAGCUUUGUUUGUUUACCA